Messenger RNA from Linum tenue, 618 nucleotides. The record is from the annotation of a GenBank genome assembly. NCBI's taxonomy places the organism in Eukaryota, Viridiplantae, Streptophyta, Magnoliopsida, Malpighiales, Linaceae.
AUGAUAUACAUUUUCUGUUGGUUUUUGCAAAUCCACUGGCCAUUCCGUCUGAAAGAAGGGGCCAGCAGGCCUCCAAACCGUGGAGACGUUCUGGAGUUCGACAUGGAAGGCGUGUGGAGAGAAAUGGAGUCUCUCGUCAAGGAAAACCUCGUUAGAGACACUGGAGUCUCCAAUUACACCGUCAAGAAACUAAACAAGCUCAUCGGAUUCGCUCAGAUUAUGCAUUCCGUUUGUCAGGUUGAGAUGCACCCUGGUUGGCAAAACGACAAAUUGCUCCAAGCCUGCCAGCAAAAUGACAUCCAUGUUACGGCUUACUCGCCGCUGGGAUCGUCGGAAGGUGGCAGGGGUCUGAUCCACGAUCAGACCGUGGAAAGGGUCGCAGACAAGCUGAACAAAAGCCCUGCUACGGUUCUGGUGAAAUGGGCUCUCCAGAGAGGAACAAGCGUCAUCCCGAAAUCAACCCACCAGAAUCAAAUCAAACAGAACAUUCAAGUUUUCGACUGGGAAAUUCCUCAAGCCGAUUUUCAGAAACGGGUGCUGGAUGGGGAAGAACUGUUCGUCAACAAAACCGAAGGCCCUUUUAGGAUAAUGGCCGAUCUCUGGGACCAUGACGACUGA